Messenger RNA from Kazachstania africana CBS 2517, 423 nucleotides. RefSeq names its product Ies6p (gene IES6). Bases 1 to 423 code for a protein of 140 amino acids. Lineage: Eukaryota; Fungi; Ascomycota; Saccharomycetes; Saccharomycetales; Saccharomycetaceae. Gene Ontology annotation, biological process: chromatin remodeling. Gene Ontology annotation, cellular component: Ino80 complex. The transcript has a single exon. The record is from RefSeq and is a predicted model, not a curated record.
AUGGCCAUUCCUCCUGGUAGAAACACUGCUGCUAGUGAUCAAAGACUCGAAUUUCUAAGGAAAGUUGCAGAGCUAAAUCACGUUAAUACACCAUUAAAAAAACUGCAUUACAAGAAAGUUAACAAGAGACAUAAAUCAGUGAAACAACUUCUCUCUGAUGAAAACAAAAGAAUCAAUGCAGUGCUCAGUUCUGAAGUCAAGCCCAAAGUCAACGUCACCUAUUUCACUUUGAACGCUCCGCCUUCUCUAAGGCCAGCCAAGAAAUACUGUGAUAUUACUGGUCUAAAAGGCAAUUACAAGUCCCCCACAAACAACCUCAGAUACCACAAUUCUGAAAUCUAUCAAGCUGUCAUCAAACCAAUGCCAUCCGGUAUUGAUCAAGAGUAUUUGAAAUUGAGAGGCGCAAACUUCGUCCUCAAAUAA